AUGGCAGGCUCCACCACAACGACUACCACUAUUGCCGCCGUGCUCGAGACGACCAAGAAAGAGACUCCCGUGAAUGUCCUCGAAGGUGGCGCACUCGACGAACAAUAUUAUAAUCUCCAGGAGGAUGAGCUCGCCUUCUUCAAGGCCCAGACAGGUAUCCAGAAUGAAGGUGAGCUUAAGAGACACAUUAUGAAAGCCCAGGAGGACGCAUACAAAUCCGAUGUAUGGAGUGGAGUACUACGUCCCUACGAGGCCCAUUUCUCGACGAAGGGGAAGGGGAUGAGCCACCAUUUUGAUGCAAUGCUCACCACGCUGGAUCCGGUCUGCAGGUCUAUCCAUAUCCGUGUAUCCGCCGCUUUGCUUUCACCAAGUAUACUCAAGAUUUCCCGCUUGCCCGCAUACAAACAACUCCUUGAGCUCGGACAGAAGCGUGCAGGAGCGAUGUUCCUCGACAUUGGAUGCUGCUUCGGUAACGACGUGCGCAAGGCCAUUGUCGAUGGAUUUCCUGCCCACCAGGCUCUUGCAUCGGACCUCAAGGCAGAAUUUUGGGACCUCGGCCACCAUCUCUUCAACUCUACACCCUCGUCGUUUCCAGUCAAGUUCCUUCCCGGGGACGCGCUCGACGCAGCCUUCCUCGAGCCCGGUCCCAUCUUCACCUCGCCACCUGCCGAGGCCGCACCAGCCCUGACCACACUCGAGACGCUGUCUCCGCUGCGAGGUCAUGUCUCCGCAAUCCACGCGUCGUCUUUCUUUCACCUCUUCGAUGAGCCGACGCAGACGGCGCUCUCCCGAGCAGUCGCAGGACUGCUCUCUCCGGAGCCUGGGUCAGUCAUCUUUGGCGUGCACGGUGGGCGUCCCGAGAAGGGCCUGCGCAUUGAGCAAGGCGCGCCGAAUGCACGAGGGAACUACAUGUUCUGCCACUGUCCUGAGAGUUGGGCCGCAUUAUGGGACGGGGAGAUAUUUCCGAAAGGCACGGUUCGCGUCGAGGCCACGCUCAUCAACGUCAAGCGGGACAUGAGGGGACCCGUAUUGCCUGGGACGCAGUUUUGGGCCUUGGUGUGGUCUGUCACGAGGCUGUGA
This is a messenger RNA of Fibroporia radiculosa, 1080 nucleotides long. RefSeq lists its product as uncharacterized. The record is from RefSeq and is a predicted model, not a curated record. NCBI's taxonomy places the organism in Eukaryota, Fungi, Basidiomycota, Agaricomycetes, Polyporales, Fibroporiaceae. The transcript is spliced from 4 exons. Bases 1 to 1080 code for a protein of 359 amino acids.